CCGGGCGCCGCCGCGGAGGGGGCAGCGUGUAGAAUGGUGGGGAGGUGCGGGACGGCCCCGGGCCCGGCCCCCGGCCCCGAGGAGCCCAGUGAGGCAGUCCCGGCCCUAGCCCCGGCCCGGCGGCGUCGGAAAGCCUCCAAGAAACGGAAGGAGGCAGCGGUGGCGGCCAUCCCGCGGGGCAGACCCAAGUCGGGGCGGGUGUGGAAGGACCCCGGCAAAAAGAGGUUCUCACACAUGAUCCAGGACAAGGCCCUUCGCACCUCCUGGGCACGGAAGAUGAAGGAGCGGCAGGAGAGGAAGCUUGUCCGGGACCUGGCACGGCAGCUGCAGGAGGGGAAGCAGAGAGAGCGUGAGGAGAAGAAGCGGCGGCGGGAGGAGAACCUGAAGCGGCGCUUGGAAAACGAGCGGAAGGCGGAGAUUGUCCAAGUGAUCCGGAACCCACUGAAGCUCAAGCGAGCAAAGAAGAAGCAGCUGCGGCGGGUGGAGAAGAGGGACACGCUGGCCCUGCUCCAGAAGACACCUGUGCAGCGCAAAGCAGCCAAGGAGUGAGACAGGAGAUGGGGCACUACAGUGCCUGGGCAGCCGGGGUUUCUGUGUGUCCUGCACCUCUCCAGGCGUGCUUCCUCGGCUCGGUGGGCAGGAAUCACUGCCCAGGCCCUCGAUGUUGGACAGACCGCAGGACAGAGCUGGGGUGGUGUACGCAGUGCCGUGACCCACAGGAACCAGCUGCUGGAUCCCCGCUGCCUUGGGAAGUUGUGUUGCUGAUGGCCACGGGCUGGAAGGAGAACUGCUUCACCUGCCCAGAUCUGCUUUUUCUUUAUAAAGAUGACUAGGAACUGA
Messenger RNA from Falco peregrinus (peregrine falcon), 840 nucleotides. It is a transcript of the gene CCDC86, whose product is annotated as coiled-coil domain containing 86. Gene Ontology annotation, cellular component: nucleolus. The transcript has 4 exons. NCBI's taxonomy places the organism in Eukaryota, Metazoa, Chordata, Aves, Falconiformes, Falconidae. The record is from RefSeq and is a predicted model, not a curated record. The coding region runs from base 34 to 549 and encodes 171 amino acids.